AUGGGUCUCUGGCGACCUGAAGAUGGGGCCGUACUGAGCGUUUCCAGCGUGCUCGCCUCCGUCACUUUGGGCUCCAUCGCCUUCCCAGUGGUCUGCAGCAUCCUCAAACUGUGCGUGGAUCCUCCUCAGCCCCUGGAGGAAGUCACGCUCUGCGGCUUCGUCGCUUGCAUGGAUUUCGGAUUUCUAAUCAAGGCUGCUCUCUUCAUUAAACAAGGAGCCACGAUGCAUCAACUCGUCCGGCUGUUAUGGGAAACCAGAGGAAGAUACAGCAAUGGAUUAAACAACGAGAAGACUCGCGCCCGCUAUGAGAAACUGGUGGGCCGUUUGUACGUUUAUAUGCAGAUGGUGGUGGUGCCGGCGCUGCUCUGCUGGGUCUCGUCGCCACUGCUGUCCCAAGUUUUCCUCACCUCCAGAGAGGACGCUCCAGACGGUUCCAGACAGCUUCCCGUGCACGUCUGGCUGCCGGCCGAUGUGAAUCGCUCGCCAACUUAUGAGAUUCUGUAUGUAGCGCAGUCGUUCAGCCUGAUGGUGUUGUCUCAGGCCACUGUAUGCAUGGACGUUUUCUUUGUGCACCUCAUGCUCAUGGUUGCAGCUGAGCUGGAAGUCUUAAAUGACAACAUUUCAGCUAUGGAACAAGGACAGCUGCAGCGUGGUAGAUCCAGAUAUGAUGGUACUACCAUGACUGACGAUCAAAACAUUGAUGAACGUGAAUUUAUCAGAGGUGAUCAUCUCCAAGAUGUUGCUCUAACGUCAUCACUACGUGCCGAGGAUAAACAUACGUAUGCAGAACUUGUGAAGAACGUUCACCAUCAUCAGCAAGUUCUGAGAUCUGUCAGCCUCUUGCAGAAAGCAAUGGAUGCAUCGAUUUUCAUUCUUCUUUUCAUCAACAUGGCUAACCUCUGUGGCACGGUGUUUGUGGCUGCUGUGCUGUUACAGAGAGACGGAAACAUAACGAAAGCAUUGAAGGAACUUAUGCUGAUACCCUGCGUCCUGUACGAAACUGGGAUGUACUGCCUCUGCGGCCACAUGAUAAUCAAUCAGAGCGAGAAACUCGUCAGCUCGGCCUUCAGCUGUGGUUGGCCUGAUUGCAACCGUCGUUUCAAACACAGCCUACUUAUCUUCAUGAUGGCGGCGAUGCGUCCGCUCGAGAUUACUGUGGGCAAGAUGUGCAAGCUGUCCAAGCAGAUGCUGCUACAGGUGCUCAACGGGUCAUACGCGCUACUGAACAUGCUUUAUCAUUUCCACCGCACACUGUGA
Schistocerca serialis cubense is the source of this 1257-nucleotide messenger RNA. RefSeq names its product odorant receptor 43a-like. Bases 1 to 1257 code for a protein of 418 amino acids. Gene Ontology annotation, biological process: detection of chemical stimulus involved in sensory perception of smell; sensory perception of smell. Lineage: Eukaryota; Metazoa; Arthropoda; Insecta; Orthoptera; Acrididae. The transcript has 7 exons. The record is from RefSeq and is a predicted model, not a curated record. Gene Ontology annotation, cellular component: plasma membrane. Gene Ontology annotation, molecular function: odorant binding; olfactory receptor activity.